Maniola jurtina (meadow brown) is the source of this 1776-nucleotide messenger RNA. RefSeq lists its product as uncharacterized. The coding region runs from base 409 to 1587 and encodes 392 amino acids. The transcript has 6 exons. The record is from RefSeq and is a predicted model, not a curated record. Gene Ontology annotation, molecular function: oxidoreductase activity. Lineage: Eukaryota; Metazoa; Arthropoda; Insecta; Lepidoptera; Nymphalidae.
AGAUAUCUCACAAGCCGUGUCCCAAACGACUGUGCACUACUAUGACUAUAUCUGUCGCGGCUGUCAGCCGCGGCCUACGGACCACAGAUUAUUAUGGGUAUUCGGACGCGCCCUAGUGUUUGUUUCCGUCUUCAUGUGUAAUGCUUAUCCCGCCCUACCCAGUAAUCGUUGGGAGCUCUGCAAGCCCCCUGGACAUCGUCUUAGUCUAAAGUGCUUGUCAAUACAUAUAUAACAUGCCCAAACACAAUUGAGUUACGUUCAAUGCAAAGAAGUUGACGAGUUCCUACUUAUGGCCAUCUCCUGACUCCAUCAUAAUACUAUCUCCGUGCCGAAAAGUUUGUCGAGAAUUUGUUAAGCGGAGACGCCCACCGACUACCUUCAGACCCCGUAAAAGUUGAAGAUUUAGAGAUGAAAUUACCAGAAUGGUUCGACGAAAAGAAGUACAAUCAGGGUCGUCGUUUCUACCGAGAUUUUUUUUUCAUGAUGUCAGCUUCAAUGAUUGUUGGGGUGCUAGCAGUGUUCUCUAUUCCGUCAAUACUGAACGUUCUCGUUGGCAGUCGCCGCUCCAGCUCCGCUUACACAGCGUAUAAGCGAUACUUCUCCACACACCAACACGUGAAUACCUGGUUUGACCAUGAGCUGAAGCCUGAUUCAGUAGCCUGGCGAUCACUCUACGUGGUCAGGACUCGCCACAUUCAAGCAGGACGCGUUGCCAGAUUAAAGGGAACAGGCAUUAUUUCCCAACGCGAUGUGGCUCUUACCCUUUUUGGUUUUAUAGGAUUUGCCUUUCUUAAACCAGACAAGUUCAGUAUUAGACAACUGAAAGAAGGCGAUUGGGACGCGUACAACCAUUGUUGGAAAGUUAUUGGACACAUGAUUGGAUUGGAGGACAGAUAUAACAUUUGCCGAGACACCUACGAAGAAACUCGCCAAGUGUGUCAAAUACUUCAGGACAGAGUAUUCACGCCCUGUUUAGAGAACGUUCCAGAAUAUUUUGAGCAUAUGUCUCGUGUUAUGUUAGAAGGUGUUAGUAUUGUCUUGACGGACUUGGAGACUUCGUCCAUGAUGUAUGCAUUGAUGUGUAUAGCUGAGGUGCCUGGAUAUAUCAAUUCGGAACGAGAUAGAAUAGAUUUCCAAACCAAGUUAAGGAAGCAUCAAGUAAAUGGACAACACCGCGAUGACGGCGUGAUGUCAACUAUAUUAGUACAAGAAUGCGCAAUAGAAGGAGUACUGAAAAAGCCACCACGUAUGCUUUAUAUUCGCGACUACGAAUGCAUGGACGAUAUCCCAGCAUAUAGACAGCUACCUUUACUUGGAAAAUAUAAAUUGGCAUUCAACGAAAUGGCAGUUGCAUUUUACGCAACUAAUAUAGGAAGAAAUAUCUUUAACUGGCAUUUAAAAUGGGCAGUAUUUGUCGCGUCUUACAUACCGUAUCGUGCUUUAUGGCACUUUGGUUUGAAGAAUGUUUUUGUAAAUAUUUUCAAAGAAAGCCCAACCGACAGGUCUACUCCUAAGCCAAAUUCAGAGUAUUAUAAGCCACAGCUACCUCAGCCUUUUUAUAAAGUGAUAUUAUCUUUUUUGUGGUGAAAGGCUUAAUUAUUAUUAAGUAGGUAUAGUGUACCUAAAUGAGAUUCUUUACACAUAUUCUUGUGCUUCAAUUAGGUAUGUUUUAUGUGUUAUAGUGUACACUUCUGUAGACUUACUUAGCUUAUAGCUACUAAAUUAAUAUCUGUAGGUAUUAUACGUAAUUAAUAAAGGUUUAGCGUGAAAUUCUGU